UUUCAAUCAAACUGCAGGAAAACACUUGCUUCGCUUUUUGACCUUCUGUCAGAGGGACGUGAUGGGUGACGGCCAGUACGAUACUGAAUUUGACGGCGAUCAGCUCUUCUAUGUCGACCCUUUCACCUAUCGGGCAGUUCCACGUCUGCCAGAGUUUGCAAAGCAUUUGAUGUUUGAUCUGAAACUGGCCGGAGACACAUACGUGUCCCUGGGUACCUGCAAGUACAACAUCCCUCGAGCCAUAGCAGGAGAACAUCAUCCUCCAGAGGCCAUAGCCAUUCCCACCGCCAUGAUCUACCCCAAGCAGGCGAUGGAACUCCAUGUCCCGAACACCCUCAUCUGCUCCGUGAACGACCUCCAUCCACCCACAGUCGCCAUCACCUGGACCAGGAACGGGCAGCCGGUGGACGAGAGCGACGUCAGCCAGACUCAGUACUACUCCAACAGCGACCUAAGCUUCCGCAUCUCGUCCUACCUGGACUUCAGUCCGCAGGAGAGCGACAUCUACUCCUGCAGCGUGGACCACAUCAGCCUGCGGGAGCCUCUCACCAAGUUCUGGGAGGUUUCCGUACACACAGAUCAGCAGGUCGUAGAGACAGCAGUGUGUGUCGGGGGUGUGAUCCUGGGGCUGACUGGAGUUGUCACAGGACUCUGGUUCAUCAUGAAAGCCAACAAGUCCUCCCAGGUGUGACGCGCAUCAAUACAAACACCUGAGCAUCGAUGACAGAUGUGUGAUCGCUUUGGUCUUUUCUCCGUGUGUUUUUCCUCUGGGUGUGAGGUGGAGUAAGGUUUCCUUUUGUCCCAUCAUAAUUUUUCAUUAUUUUAUUUUACUUUACCUUUACAUACUGUACAUACAUACAAUGUUUAAUCUUAUAUCUUUGUCUGUUUUUUCCAUUUCUGCACUGAACCAGAGAUUAAAACACACCAGUUAAAGCAAUAUUUUGAUACGUUUUAUUUUUGCUUUUUUUAUUGCUUUCUGGCAGAGAUUCCCAUGAGAAAUCAGGAGAUGGUUAACGAUGUAUAAGAAGCUUGAAGGUCCCUCUAGGGUGGAUGAGAGGGGCGGUGGGUCGUUUUAAGUAACCACAGGCUGUCACCCAGGAGCCCGCACUUCUCUUCCCAUCUGAAUGUAGAACCAAACGAUGGUAUUUUUUGCUAAAUUUAACCAUGUGCUUUUGUUGACGUCACAACUUCAGUAGAGGCAUUUCCAAACGUAAACAGCAGAAACAGGAGGAUUAUG
Molecule: messenger RNA, 1237 nt
Organism: Plectropomus leopardus (leopard coralgrouper)
Lineage: Eukaryota; Metazoa; Chordata; Actinopteri; Perciformes; Serranidae
Source: RefSeq, a predicted model, not a curated record